Cydia splendana is the source of this 444-nucleotide messenger RNA. RefSeq lists its product as uncharacterized. Bases 17 to 439 code for a protein of 140 amino acids. The transcript has 2 exons. NCBI's taxonomy places the organism in Eukaryota, Metazoa, Arthropoda, Insecta, Lepidoptera, Tortricidae. The record is from RefSeq and is a predicted model, not a curated record.
GCCCGACAGUCUUCAAAUGCUGCAAAUAUAUUCUCUGACUCACGCCGAGUGCGAGGAAGAGAUGCAGAGGGCUCAAGACGAGCUUGGUUACGCCGGUCCGGCCGUGGCUGAGAACGUCGAGAUCUGUACGACGCACCCGCUUGGCGAAGGCCAAGGAAUGUGCAAUGGUGACUCAGGCAGCGCUGUAUGGUUGGACAAGAAAAUCAUAAACAAGUGUACGAAGGGAGAGAAGUGUGUGGAUGGUAAUUGUGAAAAGUGUGAGCAGCGAGAAAAGUGCGAGGAGGAAAAGUGCGAAGGAGUUAAGAGGGUGGUGGUGGGUGCGGUGUCCUGGGGGUUCCCGUGCGCGCGUGGCUACCCCGACGCUCACGCCAGGAUUAGCGGGUUCAAGGAGUUCUUGGGACCCAUUCUGGGGUUGUCUGAGAGUGAAUACGACGAAUAGAACUG